UUAAACAACACAUAAAUCACAUUUACGUUUUGGAUUUUCCAUUUUUUCCUCUCGCGUCAUUUUUCCCGCCAAAAAGCUGCAGAUUACCAGAAAAGAAUUUAAGCCAAAAUUUGACGGACACUCGGUAGCCAAAAUCAAGAUCACCACCGUCGAGAUGUUUGGAUCUCACGGAGAGAGAUCAAUUGAAAAAUACGGUUCGAUUAAUGCAAGCAACGUUGGCUCUAUCGUUCCCGUUUAUUUCACCGAAAACGAGUACUCCAAGGACGAAGAAAAGCUUAUUUUUGACCUCAUUCGCUUCUUCUCCGCUUCUUCAGGGAAAGAUCUUGCUCAUCAGGUAAAGGAUGACUGUGGUGCCGUUUCUUUGUCUCUUGAUUACCAACGAUUUCGAAGAUUAUGUGAUAUCGAAGAAUUCUAUGCCAAAAUGGAAGAUAAACCUAAAAUAGCUCUCUCAUGCAUGAGUGCUGCUAUUCACCAGGUUUUAUUAAACAACCAGGAUUUCUACUUGGAGGAAGGAAAGAAGAUAAAUAUUCGUCUGCACAACUACCCUGAAUCCAUGAUUGUCUUGAAGAACUUAAAGGCAGCAUAUAUCGACAAGCUUGUAUCUGUGCGGGGUACAGUGGUAAAAGCUAGCAAUGUCAAGCCUCUUGUGACUAAAAUGAAUUUUGCCUGUGAAAAAUGUGCAACCGAGAUCCCUCGUUCAUUUCCUGAUGGAAAGUUUUCGCCACCAUCGGCUUGUACUAUACAUGGCUGCAAGAGUAGAACAUUCAAACCAAUUCGAUCCUCGGCUCAAGCAAUAGAUUUUCAGAAGAUAAGGUUACAGGAGCUGCUAAAGUCUGAGGAUCAUGAAGAAGGUCGUGUCCCUCGAACAGUAGAAUGUGAAUUGACUGAAGAUCUUGUUGAUCUGUGCAUCCCUGGAGAUGUAGCAACAGUCACUGGAAUUAUAAGAGUUAUCAACAAUUACAUGGAUAUUGGAGGAGGAAAAUCAAAAGGCAGAAAUCAAGGAUUUUACUAUCUGUACAUAGAAGCAGUUUCUAUAAAAAAUUCUAAGUCGCUCUCUGUGACUGAGGAUAUGGAAGAUUCCAACAGUGAUGCUAGACCAAAAGAGCUAGUUGAUUUGUUCCCUUUCUCUCCAAAGGAUUUGGAAUUUAUUGUGAAGUUUUCAAAAGAGCAUGGUUCAGAUGUCUUUCGCCAAAUACUUCAAUCCAUAUGUCCAUCCAUCUAUGGACAUGAGCUUGUUAAAGCUGGGAUAACUUUGGCAUUGUUUGGUGGAGUACGAAAACAUUCAAUGGAUCGGAAUAAGGUCCCAGUCAGAGGAGACAUCCAUGUCAUUGUUGUUGGUGAUCCAGGUCUGGGGAAGAGCCAACUGCUGCAAGCAGCGGCUGCUGUUUCCCCACGUGGUAUAUAUGUUUGUGGCAAUGCCACCACCAAUGCUGGUUUAACUGUAGCUGUGGUGAAGGACACUAUGACAAGUGACUAUGCUUUUGAGGCUGGAGCCAUGGUACUGGCAGAUGGUGGACUAUGCUGUAUAGAUGAGUUUGAUAAAAUGUCUGCUGAACAUCAGGCUUUACUGGAAGCAAUGGAACAACAGUGUGUUUCUGUUGCAAAAGCUGGACUGGUAGCAAGUUUAUCUGCUCGAACAUCUGUCUUAGCAGCAGCAAAUCCUGUUGGUGGUCAUUAUAACCGUGCGAAAACAGUCAAUGAAAAUUUGAAAAUGAGUCCAGCUUUGCUCUCAAGAUUUGAUUUGGUUUUCAUAUUGCUUGAUAAACCUGAUGAGCAGCUGGACAAGCAACUUUCGGAGCACAUAAUGUCGCUUCAUGCAGGAUAUGGAGAAAGUUCACCAGCACUGAAAAAGCUACGUAUACCUAAAGCAUCACAAAACGUUGAAGCAGUAACUAUGAGAGUGAACGGAGGUUCUUUAGUUUCUAGGCUGAGACUUGACCCCAAAAAGGAUGCUGAUUUUGUCCCAUUGCCUGGUGCACUUCUUCGCAAAUAUAUUUCUUAUGCAAGAACAUAUGUCUUCCCCAGGAUGUCCAAACCAGCAGCGGAAAUCCUGCAAAAAUUCUACUUACAACUAAGAGACCGUAAUACAUCUGGUGAUGGCACGCCUAUAACAGCGAGACAAUUGGAGAGUCUAGUUAGACUAACACAAGCUCGAGCUCGAGUGGAUUUGAGAGAAGAAAUAACAGUCCAAGAUGCUAAGGAUGCAGUUGAAAUAAUGAAAGAAUCCCUGUACGAUAAGUAUGUUGAUGAGCAUGGAUUUGUGGAUUUUGGUCGAAGUGGGGGAAUGAGUCAACAAAAAGAAGCAAAGCGCUUUUUAAGUGCUUUAAACAAGCAAUCAGAGUUGCAACAAAAAGAUUGCUUCUCCAUAUCUGAAAUCUACAGUUUGGCAGAUAGAAUUGGGUUAAGAGUUCCUGAUAUUGACACAUUUGUGGAUAACUUAAACAGUGUAGGUUAUCUUCUUAAGAAAGGGCCAAAGACAUACCAGGUGUUAUCAUCAUCAUAUUCAAGAAGCCAACCAUCAAGAUCAAGAUGCUAAUUACCAUUGGUGCAUUUGAAAUGUGUGGUAAUGUGACUUCUGCAUUUUUUUUCAAGAUAAUUUCUAGAUUAUAUAUAUGGCAAAGCAACCAUUCAAUUCAUAAUAUGAAACAUUUUUUUGCAUUUAACUUCACAAUA
Gossypium arboreum is the source of this 2673-nucleotide messenger RNA. Its product is annotated as probable DNA helicase MCM8. The record is from RefSeq and is a predicted model, not a curated record. The coding region runs from base 155 to 2536 and encodes 793 amino acids. NCBI's taxonomy places the organism in Eukaryota, Viridiplantae, Streptophyta, Magnoliopsida, Malvales, Malvaceae. Gene Ontology annotation, cellular component: MCM complex; nucleus. Gene Ontology annotation, molecular function: ATP hydrolysis activity; single-stranded DNA helicase activity; single-stranded DNA binding. The transcript has 17 exons.